GGCGCAAAGGGGUCAUGUGACAGAAACCAGCUGACAUCGAACAUUUUCCCAAAGUCAGGUUUUAUUUUCGCUGUCCACAUCGCUCCCGGAAAAAAAGCAGAAAAACCCAAGCAAAAUGGCUCUGCACUCGGCAAUCAAGGGAAAACUGAUCAGCGUCAUCGGCGACGAGGACACCUGCGUGGGAUUCCUGCUCGGCGGCGUGGGCGAGAUCAACAAGAACCGCCACCCCAACUUCAUGGUGGUCGACAAAAACACGCCCGUCAGCGAGCUGGAGGACUGCUUCAAGCGGUUCCUCAAGCGGGACGACAUCGACAUCAUCCUGAUCAACCAGAACUGUGCCGAGCUCAUUCGUCACGUGAUCGAUGCCCACACGUCGCCCGUUCCCGCGGUCCUCGAGAUUCCCUCGAAGGACCAUCCCUACGACGCCAGCAAGGACUCCAUUCUGCGUCGCGCCCGCGGCAUGUUCAAUCCCGAGGAUCUGGUGCGCUAAACUCUA
Molecule: messenger RNA, 496 nt
Organism: Drosophila takahashii
Lineage: Eukaryota; Metazoa; Arthropoda; Insecta; Diptera; Drosophilidae
Gene: Vha14-1
Product: V-type proton ATPase subunit Vha14-1
Biological process (GO): proton transmembrane transport
Cellular component (GO): proton-transporting V-type ATPase, V1 domain; membrane
Molecular function (GO): proton-transporting ATPase activity, rotational mechanism
Source: RefSeq, a predicted model, not a curated record